This is a messenger RNA of Babesia ovata, 1386 nucleotides long. Its product is annotated as family transcriptional regulator, putative. The transcript has a single exon. The record is from RefSeq and is a predicted model, not a curated record. Lineage: Eukaryota; Apicomplexa; Aconoidasida; Piroplasmida; Babesiidae. Bases 1 to 1386 code for a protein of 461 amino acids.
AUGCAGCUUUUGAAUGUCCUCCCUGAUUUUCUCAAGGCCUUGCAGAUUUUUGUCGCCAUUGAUUUUCUUACCUGUCCAGUCACCCUUUCCAAGCCCCUCCCUCAGGUCACUCAAGUGCUGCUUGAUGCCAUCAUCGUCCAGACCUUUGUAACCGUCGGGCUUACUGUUCUUGCUUUUAUCCACGAACCACGCGAUGGCUUUGAGUUCUUUUUCGAUGUUGGUGACGUGGUCGCCGACUUCACGUUUUUGUGGAUCGACAUUUUGGUCUUUGAGUUGGUCCUUGAAACCGUCGACAGACUUGAAAGGCUGCAGCGCCUGGGGAAUGUCUGCAAGCAACUUUUGAUAUUGGCUGUCUAUUUUUCCUGCCCCCUUUCCAUCUCUCUUCGCUUUAUAAGUCUCCAUGAUUUCAUCAACUACAAAUUUACCAUUGCCCUUCAUCCCCUUGUUGACUUCCGUCUCAAUCUCCUUGACUUUCUGCAGAAUUUUAUUGGGGCCUUGGCUAGUCGGGCCUUGAGUGGGAGGAUUUCUAGUUGCAUUGUGCGCAUCUUGCAGAUUCUUGUGCAGCGUCCUAGUUACACCAACCACCGUAUCCAAUUCCUGUGCGAUGCUUCUGUUGCCGCCCACCUUUGCACCGCCGCCGAGAAAUACAGAUUCCAGUUCGUUGCCCACUUGCCGCACUGUAGAGGUGAGCGCGCACAUUAUCAAUUCCGCGGCGGCUUUUUUGCCACACUCUCCAUUUUUGCAUUUUGUGCAUUGUGCGUCGCACUCGCAGACGCAAUUUUUAAUAUUGGCGACGAGCCGUCCCACGUUCAACGCCUUUUCCUUUACAUAGUCGACUGUUUUUCGUUCAGCAGUAUAAAGCUCUUUAUCCAGCGCCGUGGCAAAUCCAUUGCAAAGCCUUUGGACAGCUUGAAUACUUUUAGUGAUACCGCCGCUGACGAUAUUAACACCUUCGAACGCCUCUUUGGCUGCAAUUGUAACGUCAUCGCUAAGCCUCUUUUUCAUUUCAAUCGCGAACUCCUUUAUAUUGCUGUCUCUACUCUCAUUAUACUCCUGCUCCAUGCCGAGUAUCCUCCGCACGGUGCCGUUGUACCUCAAGAUUGUGGCUUCCAACCAGCCCUUGGCAAUUUCUGCAAAAUUAUUGUUGCGAAAAGCCUCCGCAUAUUUUUGCACUCCAGCGACAAUGCCAUCCAGACCACUUGGAGUUUCGCCACUCCAACUACUUGUGUCACUCCCCUUAAUGCUCUCCACUUGCCCCUUAAUCUGCAAAAGCAUUUCACCAACAUGCUUUUUCAUACUGUUCACAAUAUCCUUUUGCAGCCUCCGCAAAUCAUCUUUCAUGCCGGCUUCCAAAUCUUUAACGGCCUCAGUAACUUUACUUACUAA